This is a messenger RNA of Penicillium maclennaniae, 3633 nucleotides long. RefSeq names its product putative Rho guanyl nucleotide exchange factor (Rom2) (gene rom2). The record is from RefSeq and is a predicted model, not a curated record. The coding region runs from base 1 to 3633 and encodes 1210 amino acids. The transcript is spliced from 2 exons. NCBI's taxonomy places the organism in Eukaryota, Fungi, Ascomycota, Eurotiomycetes, Eurotiales, Aspergillaceae. Gene Ontology annotation, molecular function: guanyl-nucleotide exchange factor activity. Gene Ontology annotation, biological process: intracellular signal transduction.
AUGGGGCACCUGCCUCCUCUACACAGCGAGAGGCUGCAUAUCUCCGAUAUCUUUGGCGCUGCGCCUCCGCCAGGCCGCUCACAGACCAUGAACUCACAGACUCCUCAGUUCAACCAGGGUCGUGCCCACACCAUGUCGUCGCAAGUGCCCCCUCCCCAGUUCCAGAGGGCACCACCGCCACCAACCCGCCAGGUGCCAAAUGGAUACGGACCACCGGCCCUCUCCACCCCAACGAACGGAUAUCCACCGCCGCCCUCCGGUGGAGGAUACCAGGCAUAUAAGCCCGGGGCCGCGACAAUGUCCUCUCAUCCGCCGCCGCGACCGUACCCCCCGCCAGCGGGUCGCUAUGCUGCGUCUGCGUACCCUCGACCCCAACGCCUGGAUUCUAGACCGGGACCCGCCCCUCAAUACCCAGACCCCCGAGACUUGGGCCGACCAAUGCCUCCUCCUGCCUUGAACUCCGAUGCGACGAGAUCUCGGUCGCUGGCGAAACUGAGUGGUCCGUCAUAUCCCACCGCACCGCCUUUCCCGCCGAGCAACUUCAAUCACACCUCUGCCGCUGCAUCUCGUCGUGAGCAGUAUCACCAUCCCAGCUCACACAUGACCCAGCUUGGACGUACUGUUCCAGAACGGCAUACCAAUGAACGAUCUAUGUCCAUGACCACCUAUGCGACAGAUCAUAAUCAGGCUCAAAUUAUGAACAGUGGGAGAUCCAUCCCGACGCGGAGACCUCCCUCAGGCGGUCAUGAGCAACCCCUUCCUACUAGAUUUGAUUCCAUGCCGGCAAUGCCGGCAAAUGUGACCGAUGGCUUUGUCACAAACCGUCCACCCAGCGAUGCUUCACAGCGGUCUCGUACAAUGUCCAUGGCGUCGACCAUUAACCCUGAUCGCACUAUGAGUGUCCAGAGCCAGGCAACAGUGGGCUCGAACGGGCAGUCAACGCUUGUUUCUAACAAUUCGCGCCGGACUACUUCCAAGGUUCCUGUGGUCUACCCUGCCCUUCUCGCUCGGGUCGCCGACGUGUUUCGUGAGAAGAUUACACUUGGCGAACGGCAAAAGAACGGCCUGUCUUAUCAGAACGCCUUCUCCGGAACCGAUGCCGUGGAUUUGAUCUGCACGAUUAUCAGAACAAACGACCGUAACCUCGCGCUUCUGCUGGGUCGUGCUCUGGAUGCUCAGAAGUUUUUCCACGAUGUCACCUAUGAUCACCGUCUUCGAGAUGCUCCUGGGGAGGUCUAUCAAUUUAAGGAAACUAUGGGAGAGGAUACUAUGGCCUCGGAAGUCAAUGGCGUAUUCACACUUCUCACCGAAUGCUAUUCCCCCACCUGCACUCGGGACAGCCUCUGUUAUUCGAUCGCCUGUCCCCAACGGCUAGAACAGCAGGCACGGUUGAACCUCAAACCUCAGCCGGUCUUGAGGACUUCAGCCUCGAAAGGAAGCCUGCAUAUGGAUGAUGAUGAGGACAAUGACAACCAGAAAUUAUGGAUCAACAUGGUUCCGAAGGAAGUCUCAGAUAGCAUUGAAGAUCGGGAGAAGAAGCGGCAGGAGGUCAUUUUUGAGAUUAUGUAUACUGAGCGUGAUUUCGUGAAGGAUUUGGAGUACCUGCGCGAUUUCUGGAUGCGACCAUUGCGCGCGGCGGGCACCACAAAUCACUCCCCCAUUCCAGAGCACCGACGGGAGAAAUUCAUUCGGACUGUAUUCGGAAAUUGUUUGGAGGUGCUAAAGGUGAACAGUGGCCUCUGUGAGGCACUCAACGCCCGGCAAAAAGAAAGCCACAUUGUCAAGUCCGUCGGUGAUAUCUUCCUCCAGCACGUUCCUCGCUUCGAUCCUUUCAUCAAGUAUGGUGCCAACCAACUUUACGGAAAGUAUGAGUUUGAGAAGGAGAAGGCUUCGAAUCCGGCCUUUGCCAAAUUUGUUGAGGACACCGAGCGUCUCAAGGAGUCCCGAAAGUUGGAGCUGAACGGUUACCUGACUAAACCCACAACCCGUCUUGCUCGAUACCCACUUCUUCUCGAGUCCGUCUUGAAGCACACCGCUGAUGACAGUCCCGACAAGGAAGAUAUCCCCAAGGCCGUCAAGCUCAUUAAGAGCUUCCUGUCCCGUGUGAACACCGAGAGUGGAAAGGCCGAGAACCACUUCAACUUGGUGCAGCUGAAUGCCGCCUUGAAGUUCGGCCCUGGAGAUUAUGUGGACCUGAAGCUUACUGAAGAGAACCGUCAAAUGCUGACCAAGAUGGCCUUUAAGAAGACGACCGCGGAAAGCUCUGAGGUGACCGCGUAUCUCUUCGAUCAUGCGGUGCUUUUGGUCCGCAUCAAGGUGGUCAACAAGCGAGAGGAAUAUCGGGUCUACAAAAAGCCCAUCCCUCUCGAGCUCUUGGUGAUUGCCCAAAUGGACGAGGUGAUUCCUAGAAUGGGAAUUUCCAAGAGACCGUCUUCCAGCCUUUUGUCCAACAAGACUACCAUCAACCCUCCCCCUGCCAAAGACGGACAGCUGCCCAUUACAUUCCGACACCUUGGAAAGGGUGGUUACGAACAGACCCUCUAUGCCACAUCCCCAACUCAGCGACGCAAGUUUAUUGAGAUGGUGGAGGAGCAGCAAAGGAAGCUUUGGGAACGCAACAGCAAUUUCUACAACAAGACGGUUCUGAGUGAGAGGUUCUUCUCGGCGAUCAAUCGUGUGAACUGCUGUGUUCCAGUUGAUGGCGGACGCAAGUUGGUUUUUGGAACGGAUAGCGGUAUCUAUAUCUCCGAACGCUGGCCCAAAGAUAAAUCAGCCAAGCCGAGAAGGGUCUUGGAGGCUACUCAAGUCACACAGAUUGACACUCUAGAAGAGUACCAAUUGCUUCUGGUUUUGGCGAACAAGACCCUAUCCUCGUACCCAAUGGAAGCCCUUGAACUCACCGAGGGUGCCAACGCCAUGGCCAAACGCCCAAAGAAAAUCCAGGGUCAUGCAAACUUCUUCAAGGCAGGUAUUGGUCUUGGCCGACACCUCGUGUGCUCAGUGAAGACGUCAGCCUUGUCAAGUACGAUCAAGGUUUACGAACCGAUGGACAAUUUGGCCAAGGGCAAGAAGAAGUCCGCUGUCAGUAAAAUGUUCCAGAGUGGGCAGGACACCCUCAGGCCGUUCAAGGAAUACUACAUCCCUGCCGAAUCAUCAUCGAUCCACUUCCUGCGGUCUACAUUGUGUGUUGGCUGCGCACGCGGUUUUGAGGUCGUCAGUUUGGAGACAACUGAGACACAAUCUUUGUUGGACCAGGCCGAUACAUCUCUUGACUUCGUUGCUCGCAAGGAGAAUGUCAAACCCAUUCACAUCGAGCGCAUGAACGGCGAGUUCCUUCUCAACUACAGCGACUUCUCAUUUUUCGUCAACCGCAACGGAUGGCGUGCUCGUCCUGACUGGAGGAUCUCGUGGGAGGGCAACCCAACCGCGUUUGCCUUGUCUUACCCUUACAUCCUGGCAUUCGAGCCCAACUUUAUCGAGAUUAGGCACGUCGAGACCAGUGAAUUGAUUCACAUUAUGACGGGGAAGAACAUUCGCAUGCUUCACUCUUCUACUCGAGAGAUCAUCUACGCAUAUGAAGAUGAAGCGGGCGAGGAUGUGGUUGCGAGCUUGGACUUUUGGAAAUCAGUAUAA